Molecule: messenger RNA, 525 nt
Organism: Ochotona princeps (American pika)
Lineage: Eukaryota; Metazoa; Chordata; Mammalia; Lagomorpha; Ochotonidae
Gene: CENPW
Product: centromere protein W
Exons: 3
Coding region: 73-339 (88 amino acids)
Biological process (GO): mitotic cell cycle; kinetochore assembly; chromosome segregation
Cellular component (GO): nucleoplasm; kinetochore
Molecular function (GO): DNA binding; protein heterodimerization activity
Source: RefSeq, a predicted model, not a curated record
GUUGGUUCUCGGCCUCUCAGUCGGGGCUGAGUGGCCCUGGGUUUCUGAGGAGACCGCUUCCUGAGCUAGAGGAUGGCACUCUCAAACACAGUCUCCCAGAAGGCGAAAUUAAAGCGGAAGGCUCCCCGCAGUUUUCUCAAGAGGGUUUUUAAGCGACAGAAACCACACCUUCGACUGGAGGCGCGUGGCGACCUGCUGGUUCAUCUGAACUGUUUACUCUUUGUUCAUCGAUUAGCAGAGGAGUCCAGGACAAAUGCUUGUGAGAAUAAAUGUGGAGUCAUUAACAAGGAUCAUGUACUGGCUGCUGCAAAGGUAAUUCUGAAGAAGAGCAGAGGCUAGAAGUCACAGAACAGUGUCUUGAAAUACCAUGUGUUAGUCUGGGUGGUAACAGGUCAUAAGAGCAUUUCCUCUGGAUCAGUUUAUAAUAUGGAUUACUGAAAUACUGGGUAGUACAACAGAACUUGAUUUGUGUAUUUUGCUGGGGUUUCAAUAUUUCAAGUAAAUGCUUAAGUCUUUUUUGUUUCA